This is a messenger RNA of Cheilinus undulatus (humphead wrasse), 7381 nucleotides long. It is a transcript of the gene mgat1b, whose product is annotated as alpha-1,3-mannosyl-glycoprotein 2-beta-N-acetylglucosaminyltransferase b. Gene Ontology annotation, biological process: protein N-linked glycosylation. The transcript is spliced from 3 exons. NCBI's taxonomy places the organism in Eukaryota, Metazoa, Chordata, Actinopteri, Labriformes, Labridae. The record is from RefSeq and is a predicted model, not a curated record. Gene Ontology annotation, molecular function: alpha-1,3-mannosylglycoprotein 2-beta-N-acetylglucosaminyltransferase activity. Bases 665 to 2230 code for a protein of 521 amino acids. Gene Ontology annotation, cellular component: Golgi apparatus.
AGGGCACCCUCAGGUUCAGCCAGCCGGACUGAGGAGAGCAGGAGCCGGCGGGAGGAGAGCGCCGAGCACCGUUAGUCCGUGGAGCUUAGCCCCGCCAUCGUUAGCUGCUCCUGGGGCAGUUACCGAGCAGACCCCGGGGGGUGAUGGGGACCAGAGGAGGGAGAUCAGCCCGUGGAGGAGCUGCUGAGCACGGACACAGGAAUGUACUGUGAAUGUGACUCUGAUGGAGCUAACGUUAGCCUGGUAGCUAGCUGCAGCCUGAUGUCAGCCUCCUUGUGAAGAUGAAGCCGCUCGGAGACGCUCAGGGGCCGCUGUGAGAGGAUCAUGUCUGAAGGAUACCAUCAAAAGAGGAACAUCUAGGCCCAAUGUAACCCAAGCUUUCUUCUUCUCUGACUAUUAUCUGACCAUCCUCUUCCUACUGGCUGUCAGCUCACCAUUGGUUCAUGGACUGUGUGUGUUCUUCAUUAGGAUCAUGUAAAUUCAUCAUUGAUGGGAUCAUUUUCCUGCUGAUGGCCUCCUCACCACAGAUGCCAUGACCCUGUGUUUGACACCAUGACCAUGUGACCAAGUCUCAGCGUGUCUGUAGGAUCCUCACUCUGCUUCCUUUACUCAUUCCCUACCUGGCGGCCUUUCCUCCCCCCUCCCUCUUCUCCCAUCGUGGGCCAUGGUUCGUAAGAAAGGCUCUCUGAUACUCUGCGGCGGUUUCCUCUUCGUUGCCUGGAACGCACUUCUUCUACUCUAUCUGUGGGGCCGCCCCCUUAGCGGCCGGCUCGGGGAGGGGGGCGGAGCUGAACCGGGAGGGAAGGAGGAGUGGGGGGUGGGCCGGGGGAGAGGAGGGAACCUGGCGGGGGAGGUCAUCCGGCUAGCAGAGGAGGUCGAAGUCCAACUGGAGACGCAGAAGAAGCUGCUGAAGCAGAUCGAGGGUCACCGGGCAGUGUGGGCACGGCAGAGGGACGUUGGGAAGAGAGACACAGCAGCGGAGAAGAAGGAUGCCAACGAGGAGGCGGUGCAGCGGGAGCAGAAAGCUCCUCCCCUUCCAAUAGUCAAAGACAGCGAGGACGUCAGGGAGCAAACAGAUGUGAAACAGACUCAGAAACCAGCUGCUACAGAAGCUGUGGGCUCUAAACCUGAGCAGCAGCACGCCACAGAGGUCAAACAGGAGAGCCAGUCAGUCAAAUCAUCAACACCCACCCCAGAUGUCAUCAUCCCCAUCCUGGUCAUUGCUUGUGACAGAGUCACCGUCAAACGCAGCCUGGACAAACUCAUCCAGUACCGCCCUUCCCCGCAACUCUACCCAAUCAUCGUCAGCCAGGACUGUGGCCAUGCUGAGACAGCUCGCGUGAUUGGCUCGUAUGGAGAUCAGCUGACACUCAUCAGCCAGCCGGACCUGUCGGACAUUAGAGUCCGGCCAGAGCACAGGAAGUUCCAGGGGUACUACAAGAUUGCUCGCCAUUAUCGCUGGGCACUCAACCAGGUGUUCAACGUGUUUUUACACUCGACCGUGGUCAUCGUGGAGGACGACCUGGAGGUGGCACCAGACUUCUUCGAGUAUUUCCGAGCCUUGUACCCAAUCCUGCGCUCUGACCCAUCCCUGUGGUGUGUUUCUGCAUGGAACGAUAACGGCAGGGAUGCUUUGGUGGACUCAUCAAAAGCUGGUCUCCUCCACAGGACAGACUUCUUCCCCGGGCUCGGCUGGAUGCUGCUGAAGGAGAUGUGGGACGAACUGGAGCCAAAAUGGCCUUCGGCCUUCUGGGAUGACUGGAUGCGCCAGCCGGAGCAGCGUAAGGAGCGCUCGUGUAUCCGUCCGGAGAUCUCUCGGACAAUCACGUUCGGCCGUAAAGGCGUCAGUCUGGGUCAGUUCUUCGAUCAGUACCUGCGUUACAUAAAACUCAACACGGAGUUUGUGCCUUUCACCAAAAUGGACCUGUCCUAUCUACUCAAAGACAAGUACGAGGUCAAGUUCAUCCUCGAGGUUUACUCUGCCCACCUCGUGAAGAUAGAGGAUCUGCAGCAAGGGGCAGCCUUAAAGGGGCCCGGACCGUUCAGGGUCCAGUACUCCAGCCGAGACUCUUUUAAAGUGUUUGCUCGAAAUCUGGGCGUCAUGGACGACCUUAAGUCUGGUGUCCCUCGUACUGGUUACAGGGGCGUGGUCAGCUUCCUGCACCGUGGGCGGAGAGUGUUUUUAGCUCCACCUGAAGGCUGGACUCAGUAUGACGUCAGCUGGAGCUGAGAGACCUGGAUCAGUUGCGUGGACGGUGUCACAAAGGAAGAGAGGAGCAUCCUCUCAGACCCCGUUCAUACAAUGCAUUAACAUCUGUUUAUGGUAUUUGGAUACUAAACGGUAAUCCUGAAGGCUCAAUGUGAAAACAGUUUGAUAUCUGAUACACUGCAUACAGAGGUGGUCAGGGAUGACUUCAUCUGGACUGGACUGAUUGGGUAGAUGGAACACCUACUGGCAUGCAGUAAGACCACCCUGUCUUAUGUGAUCUUCUGCAGUCCGCCAAACAAAAAAAGAUGGUUUUAUUUAUGUCUGUCCAGUCUUGUAGGUCACUUGUCUUGAAUCAAGUUGUCAUUCCAAUCCAACCAGUACCCCACAAGAUUUGUUAGCUUAGUAUAUCAGUGUGGCCUUUAAAUGCAUGUUUAUGACAGCAUGAGGGAGAAAAGCUGUUAAGGAGGCUCCACUGGCCUCUUAAAUACAAAAAUCGGAUGACGCCUGAGUGGCAUCAGUCAUGUGGUUACUAAAGAGGUCCUUCUUUAACCCAAACAGACAAGGGUUAAAAAAUUCAGCAUACUUCUCCUCUCUGUCAUCAUAAGAACACAUAUCUGCAAUUUUUUCCCCUAUAUUGAUUGUCCUUUGUUGGCAACUUCUGGAAAAGUGAUAGAGCUCCUCACUAGUUCCAAUCACUUUUCCAAAAGUUGCCAGCUAUGGCCUACUAUUUUGCAAAAAAUGGAGGGAAAAAGCCCCCAACAUCCCAAGCUUCACCAACAUUCUGUCAUCUGUCUUUGAUGAUGAUGUCUUCCUUUACAACUUAUACAAUGUUCCAUCUUCGCCUUUUGCAUGCAGGCAAAACUAGGCCCCAUCCUCUUUCACUGUGAAGCCAUGCUGUUGUAGCUUGUGCAGUAUGUGGCUCUAUAUUGUCUUUCUGAUAUAAGAACCAGUCACCAAUUUACCUUUGUUUUGGUUUUUUUUUUUUUUUUUUUUUUUUUACCUGUGGAGCUUAGAGGCUAGUGGGGCCUCUUUAGCAGCUUUAUCCCCCUCAUGUCAUAAACAAGCUUUCAAAGGACAUGCUGAUAUACUGUUUAGUUUAUUUUAGUAAAUAAAUCUUGUAGGGUACUUGUUAGAUUGCACAAUUUAUGUGUCCAACAAUGCUGGAUGGACGUACACAAGCCACAACAAGAGAGUCACAGAAGUUAUGCAUGGACUGUUAUUUGUGUGAGAGGCAGGACAGAGAGUCCUGAUAUCAUGUUGCACUGAAGAUUUAUUAUUACUGCAAAGUGUGAGCUUGGUCUCUUUCACCCAGCAUGGAUGUUAAUGCACAGUGUAAACGGGGUCUCAGACCAAAGAUCAGAUCUGACACAUGAAGGCGUCAGCAGCGUAGAGGAACAGAGGCUUCUAGAAAUGUUGGUUGUUCAGUAUGAACAGACUUUUAGGAUGAACAUCUAUCGGCACCGUGCCUUGCUUUCUGGGUCCGUCUUUGUUCAGUUUAUUUUCUAUUCCUGUGAAUUCACCGGCACAUGCAGAAGUUUGAAGUGAAGUUUGGUAGCAGAAAACUUGGAACGAUUGUCACCAUGAAGGAAAAUGUUUCAUCCCAACCGCCUGGGAGACAGACAGUGUUAUGGUAAAAAUAUUUAGAGGAGGAGAGGGGUGCAUUUCGUAACAUUUCUCAAAGAAUCUAUUGUUAUUGACCCAAGCUUUCCGAACGGAUGUUUCUGUUUAAAUCUACUGAACUAAUCAGAAGCAGAGCAGCGUGUGAAUGAGGGGAAAUGAAAGCAGUAUUUAGCAGUAAACAGCAGCUAAGCAGAAUCAUUACAUGAAGCCCCGAUGGUUCAUAUUAAACACCAUCUCCCACAGCGAAAGAUGCUGACUUUGUGACCAACAGUAGUCCUGAUCUGGACAAACAAACAGCCCAUCACUACUGAACACUUCUGUCACCAAGCUGAUCAUUAAAGCUAUCAAAAUUAUUCAAUUACAUCCUCAAAAUCAACCAGGAAUUUGAGAUAUAAGGUAGGCUGCCCACUCCCCUGGGGCCUUUGCAUACUCCUUGUACAACCCUAACAUGAGUCUCAAAGUACUGACUUAUUUUUCUUAACAUAUACAGAGAGUUUCAACAUGAAGGCUUGUUUUUUAGAGGCAUAUGGUUACUAGGAAAGCAUUGGAAGAUCAGUUUUAAAAAUGAUGCUUACUGUUUUUAUUUCAUGUAAAUGACCUCUUGCAGCCCACACUUUGGGAAGCACUCUGCUUUGGUGACUUUCUUGUCCUGUAGAUGAUCAGGGGCUGAUUUUAUAUUUGAUCUAUUCCUUUGAUAGACUCUUCCUUCAUCCUCUUGGUGACUGAAGUGUUCCUGUUCUUGGAGAUAGGCGAAUAUAGUGAUGUUUGGUUGGAUGGUUCUAAAACUGAGCCUGAAGGAGUGCUGCUGAUGUGUUUUAAAUGGGACCAUGUUUCUGUGGAAAACUUUAGUUAGGUAGACGUUGAGCUUUCCGGAAAGUGAAGACACUAAAAACUUGACAAUACUCAGUAACAAAAAGUCAUUUUUGUAAAUGAAGAGUAGCAUUUUGUUUAAUGGUGUUUAAGGAUGAUUUAAUCGAUCAGCAGAGCUGUUCCUGAAUCAGUUAGUGAACUCGGCCUUUAAAACAUAAUGACAUUAAAACAAAGCAGAGAUGAUCUCAGUGUUAAACACUCAGGAUGGUUCCGAUAAACACCCUCAGAUCACAUUAAAACAUUUUGAGAAGAGAAGUAUCUCUGAAUGAGGAAAGGGGUUUCAAUUUUAAAUUGGAGUGAUCAGAUUUACUAAUAUAUAAGAGGAGGUGGGUUAUUUUAGUGUUUUAAGAGAGUUAAUUCACCUGUAGUUUCCACAUUGUCUGCUUCUCUCCAUUGUGCAUUCAGAAUCAUGUUGAUUUUAUUUUUGACAUCUAACUUUGUUCCAAACAUCUUAACUGGACUUCAACAUAUCAAAUUUAUUUGCAUCAUUACAUAUCUUUCUGGAUUUUUUACUCUGUGAUCUAUAUACUUAUCUUGACUAUACUGUCAAUGUUUCAUUUCUAUGCUGGGCAUUUUGACUUUAUACAAACUUUCCGUCUUAAUUAUCAACAUUUCCAAAACUGCAAACCUCUGACGAAUUUCUUUUAUAAAAUAAGAAAAAUAAGAGUUUUUCUCUCAAUUUUUCCUUUUCAUUUGCUUUAACACUCUCCUGUCGAAUCAUCUCGGUAAAAGAAGAUAAAAAAUUUAGUCAUCAUGAAUCCCAGAGCAGAAUUAGUUACUUGAAUGUUCUCCUCAGUCCCUCAUGAUUUAAACUGUGCUUAAAAUAGGGCAAAAUACAAAAAAGUUUCUGUUGAAGAAAUUCUACCAGAUCUGAUGGGCUUUUAUUUUGAAACAUCCUGAAGGUUUUAAUGUUUGAUCUGCUGCUCAAGCUGGACUUGUAAGGCCUGAAAUGAUUUAUUUAGAUUUUAAUUUUGUGUCUUAAUUUCUUAAUUUAAAAUCUUUAAUGUGAUACUGAUGGAACCCGGUCAGACCGCCACACAUCCUUGGAGAAACGCCAAGGUCAGACGGCACGAUCUAAGCUUGACUGAUAUGACAGUGGAACCUGACUAGUCAUGAUGAUGUUAGAAAGGAGGGGGGUGGGGCUAGACAACACCUGAAAGAAGACCGUAAACAAAUGUACGGGCUGUAUUCACAUGGUCUAGUGGUUCUUGCAGGACAUACUAAAGUGGUCAAAAUGCAGUGUGGGAACAAAAGCGAGAUGUGCAGUUGAUCAGUGUAGUUUACAGCUGAGGGAUUUUUAAAAAAAAAACAGAAAACAGACAAUUUUUUCCAAAAGAAAUGAGUUGAUGAGAAACAGUUUGUUUUUCAUAUUUUGUUUUUUUUUUCUGAUCAAAAAAAGGAAGAUCAAAGAACAGAACACUAAGGCUGGAACCUUCUUUUUGCACAACAGCAGGUCAGACAUAAUGGAAUAACAGAAUGUUACAUCACCAGUGCUCUGUUCUUUGAGCUUCCUUUUUUAAACAGAACAAAAAAAGAUGAAAAAUGAACAGUUUUGCUUUUCUUUUAUUUACACAUAAAAAUGAGGUAGAAAAUGGACAAGUUUGUUUUUUUGUUUUCCAGUUUCUGAUUCCCAGUUGGUGAUAGCAUUAACUUGAAGUGACUGAAGAUAGAAGAUGUUUGACAUAUUUAUAUAAAUUAAACAGCUUUUUGAACAGUACAUGUUCACAGAAGAUCAAACCACACAAAGAUACCGUCGAUGAAGCUUAAUAAAGAGGCAUCUCAUUUUAUUCAAGCAGGAUAACAAAGAUAACAAAACAUGGCCAAAGCAAAAUGAAUGCUUAUAGAUUAAAGUUAGAAUUCAGGGAAAAAAAAGUCAAAAUUCUGAGAUCAAAGUGAGAAUUCUGACUUUAAAGACUAAUUUAGAAGAAAAAUUGAUCUCAAAUUAAAAGAAAACAUUAUUGGCCAUAAUCUUCUUUCAUAUGACUUUAAACAUGCAACAAAGAAAACAGCUCCAGUCUCGUUAUGUGAUUUAUGCAGUUACAAAACUCCAAAUGAAUCACUUCUAGGAUGUUUUCAUACGAGAUGUGGCUACUACACCUUAGUGAUGCUAGUGGUUAGCUGUACUAUUGUUGAAUUCUCUCAAAAACCCAGCUCAGUCCCAGGCGUCCCAGAUGUGGCCUUGACUGUUCUUCUCUAUGACACACUGCGCAGCAUAAAACCAUCCAUUUUCAGGGCCAACGAGUCCUGAAACCCUACGAGUGCUGAGUUGGGUUUAGUCAUGGUAAUGGUGUGUCGUCUGACCUGGGCAUACAGAGAGAAUUUGUUCAUAUGAAGGAUUAAACUUUGAUGAUGUUUUCAGAUGAUUUAACGUUGCGAACUUGAAGUUCUAAUAUUUUUUAGCUGCAGAUGAGAUUGAAAAAAAAAACUUAUUCUGACAUUAAACUGACGAUUUUCUGAUGUAACAUCCAAACGUGUGUUUGGUUGGCUUCGGUUUGUUCAAAAACCGCUGAUUGUUUGAUGACAGAGGAUGGCAGACAAACGUUUAUCACUGUACUGUAAUCAGCUCGGGGAGGUUAUCGGACACUGAGCAAUCCCUGUCUGUAUGGUGAAGUGUUCAAACACUGCCUGAUGUGUUUAUAACUUUAAUACAGGAUCAAUAAAAUCAACUAUUUUGAUAUUUGU